UCGCAGGCUUCUCCUCGACAGUUCGCCUGAAGUGGGCCCCCAUAUUUGGGAACAGCAGUCUAUAUUGGAAAAGCAAAACAGAGUGUAAAGAUUUGAAGACCCCAGGGCCCUGAAGGAUGGACUUUUCCAAGGGUGCUGGAGCAGCAGCUUACAAUGAGAAGUCAGGUAGUACCAACUUAAUCCCAGUCUUGUGUCAGAAAUUGUUUGCUCAGAUCUAUCCUCAGUGGAAAAAGGGGAAUACAGAACGAGACUGUCUCCCCUGCAAGCAUUCAGAGACGGACAUUCUUGGAGAAAACUAUAUUUGGCAAAUACCCGUUAAUCACAAUGACUUCAAAAUUUUAAAAAAUAAUGAGAGUCAGCUGUGUGAAGUCCUCCGGAAUAAAUUUGGCUGUGUCUCUACCCUAGUCUCUCCAGCCCGGGAAAGUAACAGCGAGUCUCGGCAAGUCUUCAGGAAAAGGCUGACUCCUGGGCUAGAGCUAUCUGUCUGGAAGGAUGACCUCACCAGACAUGCUGUUGAUGUUGUGGUGAAUGCAGCCAAUGAAGAACUUAGACAUGGGGGAGGCCUGGCCCAGGCCCUGGUGAAAGCUGGCGGCCAAGAAAUCCAAGAGGAGAGUAUACAAGUUGUUUCCACACAUGGUAAAAUACCAACUGGUGAGAUAGCUGUCACAGGAGCAGGGAAGCUUCCCUGCAAACACAUUAUUCAUGCUGUUGGGCCUCAGUGGGUGGAGACGGAGAAAGAGAGAUGUAUCAUUUUUCUGCGAAAGGCCAUUGUAAAUAUUCUGACGUGUGUCACUUCUGGCCAUCUGCACAACACUGAGACAGUAGCAAUUCCAGCCCUAAGCUCUGGGAUUUUCCGGUUCCCUCUGAAUUUGUGCACAAGCACCAUUGUGGAAACUAUCGUUCAUUUCCAAAGGAAGAACCCUGCCUAUAAUUUAAAAGAAAUUCACCUGGUAAGCAACGAGGGCCCUACUGUUGAUGCCUUUAAAACUGCUUCCGAAGUCUUCCUAGGGAGCAAUGAGCUGGGGACCUUGGUGAGUCAAGGAGCCAUCCUUCCUUCCAAUACAAUGGUUGUGAACAGCCUGACUCUCCAGAUUGUCCUAGGCCACAUCGAACUGCAGGAGACGAAUAUAAUUGUUAACUCUGUUCAUCCAGAAUCUGGUAUCAGAUCUGGUCCUGUGUCAAAAUCAGUUUUACAAAAAGCAGGAAAUGCAAUGGAAGAGGAAUUUAUCAAAGAACAGAGUCUGAAAUCUCAGGAUUCCCAGCUGCUACUGGUCACAAGAGGAUUCGGAUUGUCCUGUCAAUAUAUAUUCCAUGUGUUGUGGCCUUCAGAAUAUUCUGGACAAGUUCUGAUAUUGAAAAAUGCAAUGAAGGAGUGUUUGGAAAAAUGCCAUGAGCUAAAUAAAACUUCCAUUUCUUUUCCUGCCCUUGGAACUGGACUCAUUGGCAUUAGGAAGGAGAAAGCAGCAGAGAUUAUGUUUGAUGAAGUUUUAAUGUUUGCCAGAAACUCUUCUGGUAAACCGCUAACUAUAAAGUUUGUGAUCUUGCCUGAAGAACUGGAGACAUGUAAGGCUUUCAUGACUGCAAUGGAGAAGAGUAAGUCCAAGCUGCAGCCUCCCAACAACUACAGUGUCCCCCAGGGAACCAGAGAGAACCAAGAAAAUGAGCUAAAAGCUAAAUCUCCUGCCAUCAAUCUGAUGGGAUCUAACCAGGAUAAGAUGUUUGAGGCCCAAGAGUGGAUCCAAAGGACACUGGCCCACCAGGGCCCGCACAUCAUUGAGAAUAAUCAUAUCUUCUACCUUGGAAAAAAGGAACAUGACACCUUGUCUCGGCUUCAGGACACCUCAAGGGUCUCUAUCUCAGAGGUUCUCAGUCUGGGAAAGGCAAUUUUAGAGAUUAAAGGAGCCCAGCCUGACCUCCUUGAGGUGGUUCUAAUCAUUGAACAAAUGCUGUGUGAAAUUCAAGAGGAAAUGGCAAGAAAAAAGGAGCAAGCCCUUUGGAGCUUGUCAGGACAAUGGACUAAUCAGCAACCAAAGCACCAAGAUGAAAUGAAAGAAAAUAAGUUUCUGAAAUGUCUAAUGCUUUCAGCUCCAGAAAUUCAGGAUCAAAAGAAACUGUUUGAAAACUGUGGUUUGCACGUUUUAAAGGUAGAGAAGAUAGACAACAUGGCUCUCAUGGCUGCCUUCCAAAUAAAGAAGAAAAUGAUGAGCGAGAGAAUGACUGGGAAACCUGUGAGCCACAGAUUGUUUCAGCAAGUCCCACAGCAGUUCUGCGAAUUGAUAAGCAGAGCUGGCUUUCAAAGAAUGUACUCAGUGCCCUGCGACCCAAAGUAUGGAGCUGGCAUAUACUUCACCAAGAACCUAGCAUUCCGGGGCAAGAAAGCAUCUGCCACAGAUAAGCUGAUCUAUGUGUUUGAGGCUGAAGUACUCACAGGCUCCUUCUGUCAGGGUCAUCAGGAAGAUAUUAUUCCCCCACCAUUGAGUCCUGGAGCCAUAGAUAGACAUGACAGUGUGGUUGACAAUGUCUCCAGCCCUGAAAUCUUUGUUAUAUUUAGCAGUGUACAGGCCAUGCCCCAAUACUUGUGGACCUGCACCCAGAGUCCUGUAUGGCCAAAAGAGCACUCAUCAAAAUCAAUGAUGCUGGCGCCACAGUCGAAUUGGGGGAAAUUCUCAAGAGGCAGUCCUGUUGAUUUACCUCCAUUUCAUUUUAACAACUGACAUGGCCUUGCUUUGGAGGAACUAACCAAUAAUGACCAUCGAUGACUCAAAGGGUGGUUUGAAUUGUCAAGUGGGUUGUCUGUAUGGACUCAUUGUGUUAGAAGGAACCAGCUACAUACUACUGGCAUCUUAGUCUUUGUCUCCUGGGGCUGGGAUAGAUAGAUACCAACUAAAACACUGUCAGGAUCAUCCCUCUCCUUCAAGUUGUUCUUUCACCUCUUUUACUAUAGGUAAUAUCAAAAAUGUUUUACAUAUAAUGAAGAGACUUUUCUAGUAUAUAAUCCAAGUCUUUUAUUUUCUAAAAUGAUGAGAGUGUGACAUUUUAGGACAGAGGAUGAUUUUAGAUUUUCCAGAUAAUCUUAUACAGUGCUUUAGAUAUCAAAAUAAAUCACCUUUGCUUUGAAAAA
This is a messenger RNA of Miniopterus natalensis, 3121 nucleotides long. It is a transcript of the gene PARP9, whose product is annotated as poly(ADP-ribose) polymerase family member 9. Gene Ontology annotation, cellular component: cytoplasm; nucleus. NCBI's taxonomy places the organism in Eukaryota, Metazoa, Chordata, Mammalia, Chiroptera, Miniopteridae. The record is from RefSeq and is a predicted model, not a curated record. Gene Ontology annotation, molecular function: transcription corepressor activity; ubiquitin-like protein ligase binding; NAD+ poly-ADP-ribosyltransferase activity. Gene Ontology annotation, biological process: negative regulation of gene expression; positive regulation of type II interferon-mediated signaling pathway; protein poly-ADP-ribosylation.